UUGAUCGCUACCGGUGGAUGUCCGUCCGUUUGGUUUGUUUUUAGUGUGGUUUUUAUCGGUAAACGGUUUCGUGCGUGCAUUGUGCUCGAUGGACACACCCGACCACCUGCACCUUCGUAACAUUGCCGAAUUGAGAAGUGCUAAUGGAUCGUGAAACAUCGAACGUCCCGAGCUGGUGCCACCAAUCGCUCCUACACGACCAUGCUGACUCGACGACCACCACGGACGGGGAGCCGGUGGAUGAGCGACGCAAAUCCCCGAGAGCACGCUGUUCCAGCGGACGACUGCGGAUGGAGGCAGCCGUCACGGUGCAUGCUCCAUGGGCGAGCGAAGAUUCCGACGGCGAGGAGAGUGAUUGCAAUGACCAUCGGGCACCAUCGGUCAAGGGUCGUCCUGCGUCACCCAGACCACCAAUGCCCGGCACAGCCGUGACCGAAGGGCCCGAUCCGCUGCAACGCUACGUCCGGCUGCAGGAAGAGCACGUCGAGGCGUCCGUCGUUGUGCUAACGAAUGGGACCGGCACUGUUGGCACAGGUACUACACUUGAAUCAUUGCCAAAAGGCAGUGGGAAAUUAACUUUCAAUCUAACCCCGGAGCAACUGGGUGUCCGCAACGUGGUAGAGCGGGUGGACCGCACUAGACGAACCAUUCCCGCUGGCGAAUACCUGCUCUCGCCGGACGCCAGCACUGGGGAGGAAUGUCCGCGAAAGAGUAGCCUGCGGCGCAAUUCAGCGUACAGCAAUCAAUCGGAGAUGGAUAAGCAACUCGCCCUCGAGCAGCAUCCGGAGCCACUUCCGGACAGUGACGAAGUGUGUCCCGGUCCAGCAGGCACACCGGCCGGCUCGCUGAGGAUGAUGCUGAUGAUGAUACCGUCCGACACUGUACGGACGGAGGAUGUCGAUGGAUCACGGGGCUCGGUUAGUUCGCGGGUAUCGGUCAGUGGUCAGCUGCCCCGAAGGGCACAACAUAAAUUUGACGAGAUAUCCACAAUCUACGACCACUUCCCGACCGACUUUCUACCCGACCGGUUCCUGUGCGGGCUGUGCCAGAAGCUGCUACGCGAACCACGUGUGCUAGACUGUCUGCACACGUUCUGUCGGGCGUGCUUGGAGCGGGUUGCCGCGACGGUCACGCACGGUCAGGACAGUGCCCAGUUCUGGCAGCGCGUCAACGAAAAUGCCAGCUUCGAUUGGGACCCUCAAGCAGGCGAUCAGGAUACAGGUAAUGGCAAAGCGGUAAAUGAUAAUGUUUCUGGCACGUUGGGAACCAUCGGCGAGUCACGUUUCGAUCAGCUCCGUGCCUCCUUUCAAAACUUUCGGGAGCAGAACUGUUUGCGAUCGCCGGUAAAGUCUGACAAGUGCAGAGACAAAGUUAAGGCUAGAGUAAUAUAUGGUGACAGGGAAAAAGUUAUCGUGUGUCCCACCUGUAAUCAUCCAACGGAGCUACCGGCUGGACCGGGCGGUAUUGGCCAGCUGCCGCAGCACUUUGUGUUGGCGAGGAAAAUCGAGAACAUCGUUUCGCAGCAUUCGUCGUCGCCGGGCUCUUCGCGACACGGUUCGCCCACAAACUGUGCACCAUCAUCAAUCGCCUUUGCAAUGUGCGAGCUAUGUUCUGACGAAGUUACGCAACCGGCAACCGUAUCCUGUCAAACGUGUGCACUGAAGUUGUGCAACUUUUGCAGAGAAGCACACCGGCGACAACGUGGCACCGCCUCGCACUGUAUCGUUCGGCUUGGGUUGAGCGAGCUGAUGAAAGCGAGGCCCCGUCGGACACUGUCUGUCCCGGGGGAGGCCGACUCGAUGCCACGCUCGAUUAAAUGUCCAAUGCAUCCGGAACAUCAAUUAAAACUAUUCUGCACGACUUGCCACCAGGUGAUCUGCGGUGAGUGUAGCACACUGCUGCACCGGGACCACCGCUGCACGACGGUGAGCCGGGCGGGCAAGGUAUACGGACGAUUUGUGCGGAGUGCCAUCGAACAGACGCGUCCCCUGGAGGACUAUGCAUUGCAGUCGGUGGGUAGGUUGAACGACUUGACCGUACGAAUCAACAGCCGCUGUGAGGCGGUGCAGCAGGAAGUGGACGCGUUCGUGGAUGAGUAUGUGGCGGCGCUCGAGGAGCACCGGCGUACGCUGAGCGAGCAGAUCGGUAACAUUCGCCAGGCAAAGAUGGAGAUGAUCAUGGCCCAGAAGUUGGAUCUUGAGCGGCGUUCCCAGAACUCUCGAGCUGCGAUCGAGUUUGCUGAGGAGCUGAUGACCGAAGGCAGUGAGGUGGAAAAUUUACUCUUCGUCAGCAUACUGCUGAAGCGGUUCGAGCAGUGCCUGAAAUCGACCCGAGCGCUCGACAGCACCGUCACCGAUACGGUGCAAUUUCUCGCAGACGAGGAAGCACCGAACGUGCGGGUGCAGACCGGCGUCCCGCUGUUUGGCAUCGUUACCACCCAGAAAGCGGACCCACAGCAGAGUGGCAUCGAGCAUUCGGCCGGCGAGCUGGCUACCCUGAAGGCACACAAGCGCGUCCAGCUGACGCUUGUCGUGCGGGACUACGAAGGUCGUCGGCUGGGUCACGGUGGCAUUACGGUGCAGACGGAUCUCCGCUUUCGGGACGACGAUGAUCACUCGGUACCGAUGACCAUCGCCGACAAUCGGGACGGGUCGUAUGGUCUGACGUUUGUACCGUCGCGUCCCGGUGUAAUGCAUCUGAUGCUUUUCGUUGACGGAAAGUUGCUGGAGGAAUGCCCAGUUGUGCUGCGAAUCCACAAACUUCGACCACACUACGGCGUGUAUCACUGCUGUACGUUCUGUUCCAGCAGCGGGUCCAAGGGUGGAACCUGUGCAUGCGGAAGUAUCAUGCCCGGUGGCUACCGGGGCUGUGGCCACGGGCACGAGGGCCAUCCCGGGCAGCGUCACUGGUCGUGUUGCGGAAGUUUGCAGGAAUAUUCCGACUGUACCGCAUCGGUGGGCAAGGAAAGGCAGCACAAUGAAUAAAUUUCCGGAAAGCGGUGUGAGUGUGUUUGCGUAUUUCUUGCGCCAUCUGACGGUAAAUCGUACUACUAAGACCGAUGAAGCACGGCAUGUGCUGGGGAAAUCAAAUAUUUCGUCGUUUGCUUGGCAGCGCAUGAGCAGAAUAUAGCAGGGGAAAAAAGCUACGAACACAACUCGGCAACGCUCAACAGUGCUUAUCUCGUUCAGCAGUAACGCUGCACACUAGUAAGGUACCGGCGUUCAUUCUUUAUGGACGCGCCCGGCGGUUUGCAAACAUUCAUCAAUUGUUGCUUGUACAUAAUGCGACACUGGCUCGAUAUAUUCGUAUGCAACACACUUGUGACAAUAAAUUGUCCAUCGUCGAUUUUAUUUGUUUUGGAAGCAUGAUGUGCGGCACUUUAGUUCAGGAAAAAGUGCGUGCCGCAGUAUGGAAUGAAUUAUUGCACGUUCACGUGCGUCCAGUUUUUAAAAUGCGGUGGAGUAGAUUAUUUGAACAAAGAGUAAUAAACUAUCUACUCACGAAUGGUGAAAGUACUUAGAGAAUGCUAUCAAGCGCGCCUUUUUUUGCGUAGGGCUUAAAAUGGAUUUAAAAAUGACCACCGAGUAAAUACGGCAAAUAAAAUAAGUGUAUUUGAUGAGAAUUGAAGUGUAUGGAUGAGGUGGGGUCUUUUUUGUUUGCACGGCGCAAGGAUGUAGCAAAGAUUUAUUGAUUUAGUUGCUGUUGGUAAAUGAUUGAUUGUAACGGGUUUUGAGUCGCUUUUUGUCAUCGAACCAUUGAUAAAUCACUGCAAAACGAGUCUGGAAUGAAGUGUUCAGAAAUAAUGCAUUAAGAUAAAAACACAGACACUUCUAUAGCAGGUAUCUAUAACUAGCAGAGUUAACAGACUCUUCUAAUAUUUACCUCUGCAAAUGGGAAAAUGCAAAGCGAAAGGUUCUAUUGCUAGGAUGUUCAAAAUGUUUCGCAUGAUUGUUUUACAACAGAUAGCAAAUAUUCAAUUUUAUUGAAAGUUCACAUGAAAUAGUUUAUUUACUUAUUAUCUGUAAAACUUGUUACUUUACUUCAGUCAUUCGCCAUUAAAUGGGUAUAUUACCCGAUUUACAUAGGUUUCUAAGUUUUCAUUUCAACCGUAAAACGAGAAAAAAUCUAUUUGCAAUAAGAAUAUCUAGAAUGACAUACAAAUAGAAUUGCGCUUCUGAUUAGCCGUAAAACAGUUUAAAUAAAUUGGAAUCGAUGCAAAUAAGUCUGUCAAACAUUAAUCGCAUACAUUUUUAUUUAAAAUUUUUAUCCUCUCGACCGACUAUCUGACUGCUAGCCAUUAACGUUAACACAGAAGGUUCCAUUGCACCAUCCAAAGGGAACGUUAGGAUAUAAAAAUUAUUGGGAUUCCACGAAACGACUAAUUGAUCAAAUAUGUUAACCUCUCGCCUCUCUAUCGUUGGUUGCUGGAGGCA
This is a messenger RNA of Anopheles arabiensis, 4433 nucleotides long. Its product is annotated as tripartite motif-containing protein 45. Bases 144 to 2984 code for a protein of 946 amino acids. Gene Ontology annotation, cellular component: nucleoplasm; chromatin. Lineage: Eukaryota; Metazoa; Arthropoda; Insecta; Diptera; Culicidae. Gene Ontology annotation, biological process: positive regulation of DNA-templated transcription. The record is from RefSeq and is a predicted model, not a curated record. The transcript is spliced from 7 exons. Gene Ontology annotation, molecular function: protein binding; ubiquitin-protein transferase activity; zinc ion binding.